Messenger RNA from Amoebophrya sp. A25, 297 nucleotides. NCBI's taxonomy places the organism in Eukaryota, Dinophyceae, Syndiniales, Amoebophryaceae. The record is from the annotation of a GenBank genome assembly.
UACACCUUCUACCCGAACACAAAGUCCCGCUUCGUCCUCCUUUCUCAGAGGGGUUGUUCACGAGGGUAACUACCGAAGUUUUUCGAGAGGAUCGUCUUGCCAGCUUCCUAACUCAGCAUGUCGUCAAUGCCCUGUACGCUUUUGGUCGUGUUGGUCAACCAGUGACUCAUGUAUUCCUAGACCACGUUACGAAAACAAGUCAGUGCGAGUCCUCAAGUUUAACAGAUCGGAUCUUUUCUACCCAGCAAGUGUGCAAUAUGCUCAACGCAUUAGCAAGACUGCACACUUUUCAGACAG